Molecule: messenger RNA, 3081 nt
Organism: Panicum virgatum (switchgrass)
Lineage: Eukaryota; Viridiplantae; Streptophyta; Magnoliopsida; Poales; Poaceae
Product: dynamin-like protein ARC5
Exons: 16
Coding region: 443-2815 (790 amino acids)
Cellular component (GO): membrane; cytoplasm; microtubule
Molecular function (GO): microtubule binding; GTPase activity; GTP binding
Source: RefSeq, a predicted model, not a curated record
AUAUAAUUUGUGUAGGAACAGUAAAGAAAGAAAAAGAGUAAAAACUGCCUAGAAAGUUGAAGGACAGCAUCACCACCUGAGUAAUGUUUUCCUUUAGGAAUAAAAUUUACUCAGUGCUGCCCUGGGUCCAUUCAGGGUUAGUUUGCGGAUUUUGUGCCAUAUCAUGAUAUAGUAAUGAUACUUACCUAACAAACAUAAACAGCUUUUGUUUUUUUAAAGAAAACAUAAACAGUUUUUGUUCGAUUCGCCAAGGAAUCUAUAUAAUGUUUGGCUCGUGAGGAGAAAAACAAAACAAAGAACAAGGGAGAUAAGGCGGGCGUGGGGACCCUUUGGUCUUUUCCCGCACUGCCGAACGCUUUGAACCUCUCCCCCCUCCUGGCCUCCUCCCCCACUCCACGACUCCACUCCACCCCCGCUCCCCUCCAAAACCCCCACCAACCCAAUGGCGACGCCACCGCUCUCGCCGGCGGACGCGGAGGAGGAGGAGGCGCGGGAGCUCCUCUACGAGGCGUACAACGAGCUGCAGGCGUUGGCGGCCGAGCUGGGCGGCGCCGCGGGGGCGCCGGCCGUCGUCGUGGUGGGCCACCAGACGGACGGCAAGACCGCGCUGGUCGAGGCGCUCAUGGGGUUCCAGUUCAACCACGUCGGGGGCGGGACCAAGACGCGCCGCCCCGUCGCGCUCCACCUCCGCUUCAACCCGCGCUGCGACGCGCCGCAGUGCCGCCUGCUCGCCGGCCCCGGGGACGAAGGUGAAGACGCCGGGGUCGCAGGUCGCCCCAUGCCGCUCGCCGACAUCCAGGCAUAUAUUGAAGCUGAAAACAUGAGACUGGAGAAUGACCCUUGCCAAUUUUCAGACAAGGAAAUCAUAGUUAAGGUAGAAUACAAGCAUUGCCCCAAUCUCACCAUUAUUGACACUCCAGGUCUCAUUCUUCCAGCUCCUGGCCGUAAAAACCGAGUUUUGCAGAGCCAGGCUUCUGCUGUUGAGAGCCUCGUUCGUGCCAAAAUCCAGCAUAAAGAGACCAUUAUACUGUGCCUUGAAGAUUGUAGUGAUUGGAGUAAUGCAACUACUCGGAGAGUGGUGAUGCAGGUUGAUCCUGAUCUUGCAAGGACUGUUCUAGUUUCCACAAAACUGGACACUAAAAUACCACAAUUUGCCCGACCCUCUGAUGUUGAAGUGUUUCUUCACCCACCGACUUGUGUGCUAGAUGUUUCUUUAUUGGGAGAUUCUCCCUUUUUCACAUCAGUACCUUCUGGUAGAGUUGGUUCUUGCCAUGAAGCGGUGUUCAGAUCAAAUGAAGAGUUUAAGAAGGCCAUCUCAUCAAGAGAGUUUGAAGAUAUUACAUCUAUUGAAGACAAGUUAGGAAGGUCACUUACAACAGAGGAGAAAGAAAGAAUCGGAGUUGGUAACUUGCGAUUGUUUUUGGAAGAGUUGCUGAGGAAGAGGUAUAUUGAGAGUGUUCCACUAAUCAUUCCACUUCUUGAGAAGGAGCAACGAAAUGCAACAAGGAAAUUGCGUGAAAUCAGUCAAGAAAUCAGUGAUCUGGACGAAGCCAAACUGAAGGAGAAAGCUCAGCUAUUCCAUGACUCAUUUUUGGCCAAGUUAUCUUUGCUAUUGAAAGGCAUGGUGGUGGCACCUCCUGAUAAAUUUGGUGAGUGUUCUAUCUCCCGUGAGUGGUUUUCUGAUGGUCUUGAGGUUAUUGCUACAUUCUACUUUGUUAUCACUUUUUUAAACUGUUGGACCACAGGAGAAACUUUAAUUAACGAGAGGAUCAAUGGGGGAACAUUUACUGGAAGUGAAAAUUUUCAGCUCCCGAACAAGAUGAUGCCAAAUGCUGGAAUGCGGCUUUAUGGUGGUGCACAAUACCAUCGAGCAAUGGCUGAAUUUCGUCUGGUAGUUGGUAGUAUCAAGUGCCCUCCAAUAACUAGGGAGGAAAUUGUCAAUGCUUGUGGUGUUGAGGAUAUUCACGACGGGACAAACUACUCCAGGACUGCUUGUGUAAUUGCUGUGGCAAAAGCACGUGAGACAUUUGAGCCAUUCCUUCACCAGUUGGGUUUUAGGCUUUUGUACAUAUUGAAGAGGCUGAUCCCAAUCUCUGUUUAUCUGUUGGAGAAAGAUGGUGAGCGCUUUAGUGGCCAUGAAGUACUUGUAAGGCGUGUCCAAGCAGCAUUCAGGAGGUUUGUUGAAUCCACUGAGCAAUCAUGUCGAGAAAGGUGUAUGGAAGAUUUGGAGAGUACCACUCGUUAUGUCACUUGGUCCCUUCACAACAAGAACCGCACUGGGUUGCGACACUUCCUCGAUUCAUUUGUUGCACCGGAGCAACUAUUAGUAAAUACACUGCAUGAGCAGUUGCCUGGGUUGAAUGAUAACAGACAGGACAGGGCGAAGACCGACUCAAAGUCUAAUCAUUCUUCAGACACAAAUUCAUCGGGUGCUGUACCAGAGACAAGGCUGGUCGAUCUGUUGGACAGCACACUCUGGAAUAGAAAGCUGGUUCCCUCAUCUGAAAGACUUGUCUAUGCAUUGGUUCACCAGAUUUUCCAUGGGAUCAGAGAGCACUUUCUUGUCACCACUGAACUGAAGUUCAAUUGCUUUCUCCUCAUGCCGAUUGUCGACAAAUUACCUGUGCUUCUAAGACAAGACCUUGAAUCAGCUUUUGAGGAUGAACUUGAUAGCAUCUUUGAUGUCACUCAGCUGCGCCAGUCGCUCGGGCAGAAGCAGCGAGAGCUGGAGAUCGAAGUGAAGCGGAUCAAGCAUUUAAAGAAGAAGUUUGGGGAGAUAAAUAAGAAGCUCAAUUAUCUUCUUGUUAGGCAGUAGGUCAGUCCAGAAUUGAGCAGUAGUUUGCUAGGCUAGGACUCCAUGUAGAGUGUUUCUAUGCAAUAGUUAAUAAGAAGUAGAACUGAGCAAUAGUUUGCUAGGCAGUAGGUCAGUCCAGGUAGAGUGUUUCUAUGCUGUAAUAGUGUGACUUCUUGUUGUACCUUUAAAUUUGUAAAUAUGAAGACUUCCUAUGUCUUAAUGUAUGAUGUUAGUACAUGAUUUUCCAUAUGGCCAAUAAAAUGAUGUAUCCUUAUCAAGUUCUUAAA